Molecule: messenger RNA, 1602 nt
Organism: Peronospora matthiolae
Lineage: Eukaryota; Oomycota; Peronosporomycetes; Peronosporales; Peronosporaceae
Source: the annotation of a GenBank genome assembly
AUGGUCCACGUGCGCGCGGCGCGCAUUCUAUUGCUAUCGGCGCUGGCUGUUGCGCUCGUCGCUCGGGCACAGGCCUCUGCAGUAGGGGCAGAGAGAGAGCGAAUCGAGCGAAAGCUCUUGCUUGGCCUUGACACGGACGUCGACCUGGACCCCGUUACGCGCGACACGCCCGUGGAGGAGCCCUUAGAAGAAGUAACCGAGUCGAAAAGAACGACGCCGGAAGCCACUCCAUCGUCGUCGAAUCCGUCACCGGAGAGAGAGGAGUCAGCCGAGAAGAAGGAGCCGCCGUCUUCGACGACAGAUGGUCCGCAGUCGGUCGUGGCUCCCGUCAUCGACCAAUUGCCGCCGACACCAACAUUGGAUCCGCUGCCGUUGCCACCAGCGGUCACCAACCUGGUAUCGCCGCCAUCGCCAUCGCCACCAAAAGAAGAACAAUCUGGUUCGGACAUGCCGCCAUCAGCUUCGCCAUCGUUGCUACCUCCCGCGAUCAACCUGGUAUCGCCGCCAUCGCCACCAGAAGAAGAAACUUUCAGUCCUGAUGGGCCGCCAUCGGCUUUGCCAUCUGUGCUACCUCCCGUGGCCAACGUGUUAUUGCCGCCAUCGCCACCAAAAGAAGAACAAUCUGGUUCGGACAUGCCGCCAUCGGCUCCGCCAUCGUUGCUACCUCCCGCGAUCAACCUGGUAUCGCCGCCAUCGCCACCAGAAGAAGAAACUAGCAGUUCUGAUGGGCCGCCAUCGGCUUCGCCAUCGUUGCUACCUCCCGCGAUCAACCUGGUAUCGCCGCCAUCGCCACCAGAAGAAGAAACUAGCAGUCCUGAUGGGCCGCCAUCGGCUUCGCCAUCGUUGCUACCUCCCGCGAUCAACCUGGUAUCGCCGCCAUCGCCACCAGAAGAAGAAACUAGCAGUCCUGAUGGGCCGUCAUCGGCUCCGCCACCGGCUUUGCCAUCUGUGCUACCUCCCGUGGCCAACCUGUUAUUGCCGCCAUCGCCACCAAAAGAAGAACAAUCUGGUUCGGACAUGCCGCCAUCGGCUUCGCCAUCGUUGCUACCUCCCGCGAUCAACCUGGUAUCGCCGCCAUCGCCACCAGAAGAAGAAACUAGCAGUCCUGAUGGGCCGCCAUCGGCUCCGCCACCGGCUUUGCCAUCUGUGCUACCUCCCGUGGCCAACCUGUUAUUGCCGCCAUCGCCACCAAAAGAAGAACAAUCUGGUUCGGACAUGCCGCCAUCGGCUUCGCCAUCGUUGCUACCUCCCGCGAUCAACCUGGUAUCGCCGCCAUCGCCACCAGAAGAAGAAACUAGCAGUUCUGAUGGGCCGUCAUCGGCUCCGCCACCGGCUUUGCCAUCUGUGCUACCUCCCGUGGCCAACCUGUUAUUGCCGCCAUCGCCACCAAAAGAAGAACAAUCUGGUUCGGACAUGCCGCCAUCGGCUUCGCCAUCGUUGCUACCUCCCGCGAUCAACCUGGUAUCGCCGCCAUCGCCACCAGAAGAAGAAACUUUCAGUUCUGAUGGGCCGUCAUCGGCUCCGCCACCGGCUUUGCCAUCGUUGCUACCUCCCGAUAAAAACCGGAUCCCCCUGGCCACCAGAAGAAAAACUAGGUUCUGA